Molecule: messenger RNA, 2301 nt
Organism: Phytomonas sp. EM1
Lineage: Eukaryota; Euglenozoa; Kinetoplastea; Trypanosomatida; Trypanosomatidae
Source: the annotation of a GenBank genome assembly
AUGUAUAGUGCUAUGGACUGCAGCAACUCGACGUAUCAGACAAAUGGACGGCAGUGGUUUCAUUUCUCGAUCCGUGGUGGCAUCAAAGGCGCCAAUGUGAGCAUUACUAUGAUCGGUGUCGCCCACAGCGCAAUGUACACCUACGAAUGGGCACCUGUGAUAGCGGUCUUCCCUUCUCGGCCGACGUAUUCGCGUAUCUAUAGUUAUGCCAAGGUGACUUCUCUGAAGGAUAUGCCCCCGACUCCGGGGUACCCGCUAAUGCUUUAUCUUGAUCCAGCCAUGCGUCACCUGGUUCUGGCAUCCGAGGAAAACUUGGAUUCCCAGGGUUUAUUAACAGCCUACAGCGAUGGGGAGGAGGUUACACCGGACUUGAUUAUGGUCCCAACAGCUGAAGAUUUAGGUGCUCCGAGGGUGAGCUGUGUAGCUUGCUCUCCAUCUGAAAUGCCCAAUCGUGUACUCCCAGGUGAGAAGUGCGAAGAUGCUACCAACUCGGGUCCACUCCCGUCGAAUGCGUCAGUUCUCAACAUAGCAACGACCAAAAAGUCUAUCAAGAAGGGAUCGAAAAAGUUUAUUGCCAUGACCCUGGAGUUCGAGUUUGUUAUUGAGGCAGACAUCCCACUAAAGUCGCCGUACCCCCUGGGGCACCCUAACUGCCCUGCAAUUUACAUUGCGAGCAAUCACCCUUAUUCCUACACGACUUUACAACGGAACAUUUACGCAUGGCAGAGGCGGGUUGAGAUUCUCAACCGGAGCGUUAUCUCCACGUCGCAGGAAUGUCCCCCUCAACCGAGGUUAUCUGACAUCGACGCCUGCUCAGGUCCCCAGGCGGGUGAGGGAUUUCUAGCGUCGAAGACGGUGGCCUAUGCAAAGGCGGUAGAGAAGGAGUUUCCGGUGCUGAAUUACGCGCGGCCAUGCUCUAAUCGGAGCGGUGGCAACGCCUUUCAACCGCAUGAUAUCUAUUUCCACCGUGAGAUUUUAUGUCAGACGCUUGAGGGCCGACGGGUUGACCUGCUGACGAUUUCCGAAAUGACAGGCGCCAGGCUCGACGCCCCGCCAAUGGCGCUGCUCUCGGAGGAGCACGGCAUUCCGUUUUCCUCCGCACGGGGUACCACAACGCGCCCGAUUCACUUUUCUGGGAAGCGAUAUGUGGUGUUGUCCGCCCGCGUGCACGCAGGAGAGUGCCCGGCGAGUCAUAUGAUGCAUGGUUGCAUUGAAUUCCUCCUAAACUCCAAAGACCCCCGUGCGCGGGCCCUUCGACAGCACUUUGUCUUUUUCAUAGUGCCGAUGUUAAAUCCGGACGGUGUGCUGCGUGGCCACAGCCGGGCAGAUGCCGCGGGCGUUGAUCUUAAUCGCACGUACCGCAACCCUUCCUUCAAGCGGCAUCCCGCCACCUUCAGUCUAUGGGCCCUUCUUCGGUCCUUGAGUGAGGUUCCAGAUCAGCUGGCGCUGUUCGUAGAUAUGCACGCCCAUUCGAAUCAGAGGGGGAUCUUUUUUUACGGCAACGUCAUGGACCCGGCCUCACAGCUGCAGGCCUUUAUCUACUCACAGCUUGUCUCCCUCAACUCACCCUAUCUCGAGUUCAAGCAGUGUGACUUUACGGAGUCGAACAUGAAUGCGACGUCGCGCUCUGGGGCGUCGAAGAAUUCGUCAUGCCGCGUCGCGUUGUACACGGAGGCGGGUGUUUUGCAUAGCUACACGAUUGAGGCGUCGUAUGUGGAAGGCAAUGUGUUCACCCCGAUGCUACCUCUUAGCGGGAUCCCAGGAAGAGAGGAUGAGAUACUAGAGAAUCAAUCUGCAUGCAGGCCGCGGUACACAACCAGGUCGUUCAAUAUCACCGGUAAAGCUAUUUUGCUCGGGUUGCUCGAUCUCCACUCGUUUAAUCCAGCUAGUCGUCUGCCGCACACAAUGUUUCGUAACCUUGAAGGCCUUGGGAUGUGGUUGAAACGGCAAGUGAAGAUCGAACUGGCGGAGCGGCUUUUUCUAAUCGCGCACAAGGCGCACGGUCGUGUGGAGUUAGCAGAGCUUGAGUCGGGUCCGUAUACCGCCAUCCUUGAAUCAUUGGCAAAUGAGGACUUUCCGGAUAGCAUAACGUUAAAGGGCUGUCGUGCACUUCCGCCCACGACGGUGAUCGGAGUCAGGAGUAUACUGCCCAUUCCAGAGCUGAUUUUGCUGUUAGAACAGACCCCUCCGUCCGGGCCGCCGCGAUCUUUAGUGCAUGAUAGCAAUCGUGUAAGAUUGUAUUCCAUUAAGUCUGGGCCGCCUCCCAAGCGUGGGGAGAAUGCGACCUUUAUGAUGGAUUAA